Sitodiplosis mosellana (orange wheat blossom midge) is the source of this 1462-nucleotide messenger RNA. It is a transcript of the gene Prosalpha6, whose product is annotated as proteasome subunit alpha type-1. Gene Ontology annotation, cellular component: nucleus; proteasome core complex, alpha-subunit complex; proteasome core complex. Lineage: Eukaryota; Metazoa; Arthropoda; Insecta; Diptera; Cecidomyiidae. Gene Ontology annotation, biological process: ubiquitin-dependent protein catabolic process. The record is from RefSeq and is a predicted model, not a curated record. The transcript has 3 exons. The coding region runs from base 1 to 1164 and encodes 387 amino acids.
AUGGUUUUUUUUCGAUUUCUUCUUUUCUAUCUAUAUCUUGUAUGUGCACUGUUUGUUUCUCGCUUGACAAGUGCCCGUAUCGCUGAGAACGACGGAUUUGUAAAUAAUGUCAAACAAAAAAUAUUGUGUAUGAUUAAUCCCAUCGCGAACAUUCAUUUGGCUUCUGGUUGCAUACUUGAUGCUGUCAACCGUUGUACAACACUCGCAAACAACUUCGCACGGAGCACACAAAGCAACUUUUAUUACAGUUCAAGACACAGUGAUUUUUUGUAUUGUCAUUGCUCCGGCUGGAAUUUUAUUGAUACAAUGUUUCGCAAUCAGUAUGACAGUGAUGUUACCGUGUGGAGUCCGCAAGGUCGGCUUCAUCAGGUCGAAUAUGCGAUGGAAGCGGUAAAAUUGGGUUCGGCAACGGUUGGUUUGAAAAGCCGUGACUAUGCAGUUUUGGUUGCAUUGAAACGUGCCUCAUCCGAAUUGGCAUCGUUUCAAAAGAAAAUUAUUCCCAUCGAUGAUCAUUUGGGCAUUUCAAUUGCCGGUAUUACAGCCGAUGCUCGUGUGUUGAGCCGUUACAUGCGUCAAGAAUGUUUGAAUUACAAGUAUUCAUUUGAUACCUUUUACCCGGUGAAUCGGUUGAUCUCCAAUUUGGGCAAUCGCAUGCAAACAUGUACGCAACGAUACGAUAGACGUCCGUAUGGCGUUGGUUUGUUGGUUGCCGGUUACGAUGACCAAGGACCGCAAAUUUUCGAAGUCGUCCCAAGCGCCAAUUAUUUCAGCUGCAAAGCUAUGUCAAUUGGCUCACGGUCGCAAAGCGCACGUACGUAUUUGGAGAAACAUUUGAACACAUUUGCCGAUUCAACCAAAGAUGAGUUGAUCAAGCACGGUUUGGAAGCACUCAAAGGAACACUGCCCAAUGAAGAUCUUCUAACUAAUUCGAAUAUUUCAAUUGCCGUCGUUGGCAAGAACGAAAAGUUCCACAUUUUGAACGAUGAAGAAACUGCCCGUUAUGUGGCUGCAGUUGAAAAGCGUUCUGGUCCACCACCCGACAACGAUGAUGGUGGAGCUGGUGUUGUUGGUGACAACGAACCGGCUUCGAUUGAUGACUUUGAUGAACCACGAGAUGAUGAAGGUCCGGGGGACCCACGAGUUCAAGUAGCCAUGGAAACAUAAGCACUUCACAUCAAGCAUGCAAUCGCCUUCUAUUCAACCUCCAUCAUCAACAGCCGUUUGAAUAGUUGGGGCGAGAAUUCGGCGUCUAUUUUUUUUAUACAAUAAGUCAACAUUACUGAAUUCUCGCCCCAGAAUAAAUUGGCCCAACUAGCUUUGUAUUCCAUGUGUCUACUUUUCAACUAAUUCAAAGUUCAUGCAUUGUAUUUGCUUUUAUAAUAAUCUAUCGAAAAACCUAAAUUUGGGGAAAAAUGCCAGAAAGGAAAUAAAACCACACUCAUAACAUUUUCGUUAAAUAAAA